AUGAAGGGUCUCAUCACAGCCUCUUCGGCAGCCUUGUCCUUGGCAGGCGGUGCCAUUGCCAGCCCAGUGGCCCCUCGUUCAGACAUCCUUUUCUUCAAACCCAUUGAGGUUAACUCAGACUCAGUACACAAUGUCCACGUUGACUUCAAUGAUGACGAUUUCGAGGGUGAAGUUCGUCUGGUCUACGGUGAAUGCGGAAUGAAGAGCCACGGACAGAGACAUCACGAUGUUGCCUCGCAUUACAUCAAGCGAUCGGCCCGCCCAGAACGCUUUGUGUGGAUUGUACCAGAGAAUGCUAUCCAUAGAGGUUGUCUCCAUGCGUAUUCGGGAUCCAGACUCAUCGGACGCUCAGCCCCGAUCUCCGUCAAGCAUCAGCCAAGGAAGAGGGAGGAUAUUUCCGAGGUCGCUGACACCAUGGGACCUUGGUUCGAUGGUGUAGCCUACAUGAAGAGCAAGCAGAACAAUGCUUCCUAUGUUGCGAUGGAGAAGAGCAAGCGAAUUGCCAUUGUCGGUGGAGGCAUGUCGGGAUUGCUCACAAGUCAUCUACUCGAGUCGGUCGGCAUCCACGAUUGGCACAUUAUCGAAUCUUCCGAACGUAUUGGAGGUCGUAUUCGAACUAAGUAUUUGGCCGGAAGCAAACCUGACGAAUACCAGUACCAGGAGAUGGGUCCCAUGCGCUUCCCAGUAUCAACUCGCUAUCCAGAAACAAACGAGACGCUGGAUAUUCAGGAUCACAAGAUGGUUUUCCAACUUGGAGAUGUUCUGACCCAAAUGAACGGUGGUCCUACUAGCGAGCUUGCUGUCAACUUCAUUCCGUGGAUACAAUCGAGCCCGAACGUGCCGGGUGACUCGAAUGGUUACCGCCUUCCCAAUGGACGCGUCCCCAGCGCUGCAAUGCUCAGGAGUAAUGCCACUGCAUACAGUCUUCCAAAGCCCGAGGGUCCAGAUGAGGAGGCUGUUGAGCACGCUACCGAAGAGUUGGAAAAAUUUGUGGCCACUACGCCAGAUGUCGUACGUGAGAUGCACACAAAUGUUUACAAGGCCCACAAGCACGCCGUUGAGAAGGGCUUGUUUCAUUGGUCAGAAGCCGCGUAUGUCAAAUAUGCGCUUAACCAGAGUGCUGAUGUAGUUGACUACAUUACCGGUGGUUCAAAUGGUCCCAUCUGGGAAUAUGAUACCGCAUAUUUUGGUGCAACAACGUGGCGGACCAUCGAUAAGGGUCUAGAGUCGCUUCCUCGCGCUUUUUACCCACACGUCAAGGACCGUUUGACCCUCGGCCGCAAAGUCACCGGACUGAAGUACGAUGAAGAAACGGACAAGAUUUCUGUUGAGUGGCGCAAGGACCCCUUUGCAAUGAAGCCAGAGAGCGAAGAGUAUGACUACGCUGUCGUAGCUGUUCCUUUCUCAAAGGUCAGGAUCUGGGAUCUUCCCCAAUACUCAUCCCUCUUGUCUCGUGCCAUCAACGAGAUGAACUACCAGCAGUCGUGCAAGGUUUCUCUGCACUACAAGACACGCUUCUGGGAGAAGCUUUCGCCCCCGAUUAUUGGAGGAUGUGGUUCGGUUGAUAUUUCAGGCAUUGGCAGUGUCUGCUACCCUUCUUAUCAGAUCAACUCGACCGGUCCUGGUGUCAUCUUGGGCUCAUACAUCUCUGGUACUCUGGCCCGCUCCGUAGGUGCCCUUAGUGAAGAGGACCACGUUGCUAUGGUCCAACGCGCCAUGGUCGAAAUACAUGGUGAGGUAGCUAAUGAACAAUGGACUGGCGCGUACGACCGCCAGUGCUGGGAAACCGACGAACACCAGGCCGGUGCCUGGGCUUCUCCUACUAUUGGCCAACAAGAUCUCUUCCUGCCUGCCUACUACAAGACCGAAUUGAAGUCCAUUUUCGUUGGCGAGCACACAAGCUAUACCCAUGCUUGGAUCUUUUCGGCUCUCGACUCGGCUGUGCGUGGAACUGCUCAGCUGCUGUUGGAUAUGGGUCUUGUAGAUGAGGCGAAGCAAAUCGUUGACACGUGGAUGGGACGGUGGAUCUCCAUCUAA
Messenger RNA from Bipolaris maydis ATCC 48331, 2037 nucleotides. RefSeq lists its product as uncharacterized. Gene Ontology annotation, biological process: amino acid catabolic process. Lineage: Eukaryota; Fungi; Ascomycota; Dothideomycetes; Pleosporales; Pleosporaceae. The record is from RefSeq and is a predicted model, not a curated record. Gene Ontology annotation, molecular function: L-amino-acid oxidase activity.